Messenger RNA from Helianthus annuus (common sunflower), 1143 nucleotides. RefSeq names its product T-cell leukemia homeobox protein 3-like. The record is from RefSeq and is a predicted model, not a curated record. The coding region runs from base 1 to 1143 and encodes 380 amino acids. Lineage: Eukaryota; Viridiplantae; Streptophyta; Magnoliopsida; Asterales; Asteraceae. The transcript is spliced from 3 exons.
AUGCCGCCAAGAGUGAGAGGCAAAGGAAAGGGUCCAAUGCGAGGUGGACCAUCAGCACACGCAGGACCUUCCAAUCGUUUUCUAGUUCAGAUUCCCGUGACCAUUGGGCUUCAAGCAGUCUCUCCACCACCUUUACCUAUUGAGGAGCCGCCUCAACAGCCACCUCAACCACCUCCUGAGCCGCCUAGGCGAAGGAGGAAUACACGAAUAUCUGUGCGAGGAGGACCUCGGUUCAGUUCUCCUAAAGGUUCAAGUUCUUACCCUCCUAUCCCCGAGGACCCACAAAUGGGUGGACCCUCGCACGCGGUACCGGGCAAUGAUCCUCCGCCGGUUUCUUAUGCACCACCGCCAGUGGGUUUUGAUAACCCAAUACCAACAUACCCAGGUUCAUCUGGAUAUAAUCCAUCUGGAUACCCAACGAAUUAUGGAACCCAUGAUCCAUAUCUUACUGCUGCUCAGUACAAUGCCCUUUAUCCUUCUUCUUACCCUCCAGUUUACCCAACUGGAUAUCCGGUGCAGGGGUAUCAAUACCCCCGAUAUCAACAACCUCCUCCUCCCCAACAAGAGCAAACCCAAGAAAUACUACAGAGGUUAGACAGGGUUGAGCGUGAAGCAGAUGAUACUAAAAAGAAGCAUAACAGCUUUCUCAAGGGCCUUGCAAGUCUCAUCAAAGAACACGAAUCAUGGCUGGCUCUGAUGAAGCAAACAGUCAUCCCGUGGAAAAAAAACAACAAUACCCGGAUUAAUAUCACUGGUGCUGAAUUGCAUGCGAUGAUAACCGCAGAAGUUGCUCAGGCUGUGGAUGAUAAGUUUAAGGAGCCGAGUAAUGUUCGGUCCAAAACUCAUUCAAAGUCCCAUUCUCAUUCGCAUACACUGAAGAAAGAUGAGUCUCAACACUCGUCUAAUCAAAGAAGUGAACCUCAGAAGCAGAUUGUCCUUGAACCAACUUCCAGGUACACCAAGGGAUGUACCUAUAAAUACUUCGUAUCCUGUAAACCGAGUGAUUUCACAGGAGAAAAGGGAGCAAUCGAUUGCAUGAAAUGGUUGGACGAGAUGGAGACUGUGAUAGACAUCAAUGGAUGUGUUAAGGAAGACAUAGUGAAGUUUGUGUCUCAAUCUUUCAAGGGCGAUGCCCUCACUUAG